This is a messenger RNA of Nerophis lumbriciformis (worm pipefish), 3211 nucleotides long. NCBI's taxonomy places the organism in Eukaryota, Metazoa, Chordata, Actinopteri, Syngnathiformes, Syngnathidae. The record is from RefSeq and is a predicted model, not a curated record.
UAGACUAGACUAGACUAGACUAGACUAGACUAGAGCAGUCGGGAAGAAGCACGAUGGUGGACCUGGCCAACAUGGAGAGUGUGGAGAAGGAAUGCGGCGCCCUGGGGGGUCUUUUUCAGGCCAUCGUCAACGACAUGAAGUACUCAUAUCCUGUAUGGGAGGACUUCAGUGCCAAGGCCACUAAGCUCCAUUCACAACUCAGAACAACAGUCCUGGCAGCAGUGGCCUUCCUUGAUGCCUUCCAGAAGGUUGCAGACAUGGCGACCAACACUAGAGGUGCCACCAGGGACAUCGGCUCAGCGCUGACCAGGAUGUGCAUGAGGCAUCGCAGCAUCGAGGCCAAACUCAGACAGUUCACCAACGCCCUGUUGGAGAGUCUGAUCACCCCCCUGGCAGACAAGAUGGAGGACUGGAAGAAGACAGCCAACCAGCUGGACAAAGACCACGCCAAAGAAUACAAGCGUUCGCGUCAUGAGAUCAAGAAGAAGUCGUCUGACACCAUCAAGCUGCAGAAGAAGGCACGCAAAGGACGCGGCGACCUGCAACCUCAGCUGGACAGCGCGGUGCAGGACGUGACGGACAUGUGUCUGCUGAUGGAGGAGAUGGAGAAGCAGGCGGUGCGGCGCGCCCUGGUGGAGGAGCGGGGGCGCUUCUGCACCUUCACCGGCUUCCUGCAGCCCGUGGUGAACGGAGAGAUCGCCAUGUUGGGGGAGAUCACGCACCUCCAGGCCAUCAUCGACGACCUCACCGUGCUGACCUCUGACCCUCACAAACUCCCCCCCGCCAGUGAACAGGUGAUCCAGGAUCUGAAAGGUUCAGACUACAGUUGGUCCUAUCAGACUCCUCCCUCCUCCCCCAGCAGCUCCUGCUCACGCAAGAGCAGCAUGUGCAGCAGCGUGAACAGCGGGCACAGUAGCGCGUCGAGGUCGUCGGGGGGUGGUGGUGGUGGUGGUGGUGGUGGUGGUGUGGGCGGGGGCUCUCUGCCUCACUCCCCCUCCUCCUCCUCCUCUUCCUCCUACCGCCAGCGCAGCCUGCAGAGCCAUCAGGCUCCGCCUCCAGGGGGCGUGGCUUGUCAUCGCCUCAGCAGCGUGUCGUCACAUGACUCAGGCUUCGUGUCUCAGGACGCCAACAUCUACUCCAAGCCGCCCUCGCCAAUGCCCUCUGACCUCACCAGCCAGAAGUCCUCAAGCUCCGCCUCCUCAGAAGCUUCAGAAACCUGCCAGUCAGUCAGCGAAUGCAGCUCACCCACCACGGAUUGGUCCAAAGCAGGUUCCUACGAGCAGCCUGGCCCCGCCCCCAGGAGGAAGGAGGGGCCUCUGCGGGAGAAGGAGGGCUCGCCCAGUGCUCAGGGACACGCCCCCUCGCACGCUGCUCAGGGACACGCCCCCUCGCACGCCGACGACACUCACAGGUCCAGAGGGCCUUCAGCUGCCGCCGUUGCCAAGUGUGGAGACGAUGGUUCUCCGGCAGCCGGCGACCUGACCACGGUUCUGAGCCGAGGUCUGGGUGGCGAGCAGCAGAAGAGCAGCAGGGACUCUCUGCAGUUCUCCAGCGGGUACAGCACAGAGACCACCACCCCGUCCUGCUCGGAGGACACCAUCCCUUCUCAAGGUUCUGAUUUCGACUGCUACUCUGUGAACGGCGAUGCCGAAGGUCCGGAGGCUCAGUCGGACUUCGACAAGUCCUCCACUAUUCCGCGUCACUCCAACAUCGGCCAGAACUACCGUCGUAUGAUCCAGACCAAGAGACCUGCCAGCACCGCCGGUUUACCCAGCGGGGUCCUGGGCCCAGGGGGUCACGUGGUACCUGGACAGCCUGCAGGCGCAGGGGGAGGAUCAGGGACUCCGGGGACUGCCACCAUUCGUAGAACCCCGUCCACCAAACCGGGGGUGAGGCGCACUCUGUCCAGCGCCGGCCCCAUUCCCAUCCGGCCUCCCAUCGUACCCGUCAAGACCCCCACCGUCCCCGGGGCGAGCGGGUACAUGGGCGCCAUUCCGGUGCGUGUGGGCAGCGAGGAGUGCGUCUACUUCACCGGAACCGACGAGGCGCAGGGCGCGCUGGAUUACGUGAAGGCGUCGCCCAAGCGCCUCAGCCUUCCGAACACAGCCUGGGGAUCCGGGGCGGCGCUGGAGGUCUACGCCCAGCAACACGGGACGACUUUGGGGAGCGGGUCCGAGGAGGACCGGAUGAUCGCCGCCAACCGCCACAGCCUGGUAGAGAAGAUCGGCGAGUUGGUUGCCGGCGCGCACGCCCUCGGCGAAGGCCAGUUCCCGUUCCCCGCCCUGCCGGAUGACCCCGCCGCGGGGGCGGAGGGGGCGGAGGGCGCAUCCGGCGACAUGCUGACCACCAUCAGGAGAGGCGUCCGACUCCGCAAGACCGUUUCCAACGACCGGUCGGCGCCGCGCAUCUUGUGAUCCAACCCUCGUCGGGGUACAGGGAGGGUCCUCGCCUGAGUCCGGUAGAACUGAACCGCGUGGAGAACACCUUUAUAUUUAAUACUCCGGCCAAUCAGAGACCUUCUAUUAACCAGACUGUGGGAGGAGUUACCGCAGGAAGAGCAAAGGGAGGGGCUAGGUGGAGUGAGUGGAUGCAAGGGGGCGGGGCCAGGGUGUCACAUGACCUGCUGGCGUGGAACCUGAACUGUUUGACUGGACUGAAGCUUCACAACACGGGGAGCCAACCGGCUGUGGGGCCCCCGCCCCCGCUGGUCGGCCUUGAACCGUGUCUGUGUGUGUGUGUGUGUGCGUGUGUGUGUGUGUGUGUGUGUGUGUGUGUGUGUGUGUGUGUAAAUAUGAUGAUGACAUAUAGACGUUUAUAUUUUGUAGAAAGAGAGCAAUAAGUUGUCAUUUCUGGCGCGAGGAAGAGGAGGUUGAGGAUGAAGAAGCACUUUGAUGAAGAUGAGGAGAAAUGAGAGUAGUCAGUGUUGUCCAAACCGGCAGGACACUUGAAUUCAAAUGAUUUCUUUCCAAACUAACAUGUUCUGCCAGCUCUGCAUUCAAUAUAAAAGUCUUCAUUUGGCUUUUUGAAAAAUUGUUGACAGAGCUCCAUUUGAAGACGCGUAGUGAAGCCUGCUUUGUAUUCUUUAAUACAUUAAGAAACACCGCCAUCACGCUACCUAUGUGAGCUACAUGCUAACGUGACGUUUUAACAUAAUGCUAAGUUAGCAACAUUAGCAUAGCUAUGUGAGCUACAUGCUAACAUGGCAUUUGAA